CCGGUACAGACCGGCGGCUCUGGAGGAGAACAGCCCCUGUCCUGGUGUUCAGUAACCCGCAGUCAGCGUGUUUUGCUCGGUAUCUAAGGAAGGCAGAGGCUGGUAUUCCUAUUUUACUGAAAAUGGCUGUUAGAUCAUCUUCAGAGGAUCUGUUUGACUCCAUUCUGAUGGCGGAUAACAGGUUUCAUAUUGAAGGCUACCGAGAAGGUUUUGAGGAGGGAACACGACAAGGAAUGAUUGAAGGACGAAACCAUGGGAUGCUCCAUGGUGCCAAACUCUCUGCUGAGGUUUGCUUUUAUCAUGGAUUUGCUCUCGCAUGGAAGUGUCUUCUCCAAAACAGUGAGGAUGUGAAAGCGAGGAAACGGUUGAAGGCUGUCGAGUCUUUGGUUGGAUUGAUCCAAAAGUUCCCAUAUGAAGACCCAGAGUACGAGAACCUCCAGGAGGAUAUGGAAAAAGUGAGAGCCAAGUUUAGACAGGUCUGUUCUUUACUGAAUGUGGCCGCAGACUUCCGUGAGUACCUCAGUGGAUCAUCAGGAAUGUCCUUCUGAAAGACUGAAGACUUCACUUCAAACCCUGCUAUGAAACAUGUUGAGCUCUGUGAGAUGAUCUCUUCAUCAAAAUGGGAAUCGGUCACACAGCCAGUAGUGACAGUGACCCUGGACCAGUGCUGGUACUGGCAAUAAUGUGAAGAGUUGAGUUUUUCUGGAGUGAAUGGGUCAGGCCUGUGUAUGGUGUGGAAGUGAAAAAGAGGCUUUCUGACAUGCUGAUGUGAAGAAAGUCUCAGCUGUCACCAGAAUAGUAGUCUGGAAGAGUUCUGAGAGUGCUGUGGAAGAAGCCCACUGUGCUUGAGAUGUUUGAUGGUGAAAAUAAAAAAAGGUAAUUUGCAAGGCGUUCUGCUAGCCAAAAAAAAAUAAAGAGUUGCAUUUAUGAACUAUUGGUUCUCUGAUACUUAAUUCCAGUAUGUGUUCUCUUGCCUUAA
Molecule: messenger RNA, 979 nt
Organism: Astyanax mexicanus (Mexican tetra)
Lineage: Eukaryota; Metazoa; Chordata; Actinopteri; Characiformes; Acestrorhamphidae
Gene: lto1
Product: LTO1 maturation factor of ABCE1
Exons: 5
Coding region: 123-548 (141 amino acids)
Source: RefSeq, a predicted model, not a curated record